Ixodes scapularis (black-legged tick) is the source of this 1254-nucleotide messenger RNA. Its product is annotated as acetylcholine receptor subunit beta-type unc-29. Gene Ontology annotation, biological process: monoatomic ion transmembrane transport; chemical synaptic transmission; regulation of membrane potential. Gene Ontology annotation, molecular function: neurotransmitter receptor activity; transmembrane signaling receptor activity; extracellular ligand-gated monoatomic ion channel activity. The transcript is spliced from 6 exons. NCBI's taxonomy places the organism in Eukaryota, Metazoa, Arthropoda, Arachnida, Ixodida, Ixodidae. The record is from RefSeq and is a predicted model, not a curated record. The coding region runs from base 19 to 1227 and encodes 402 amino acids. Gene Ontology annotation, cellular component: synapse; membrane; neuron projection.
GGCAAUAUCCACAGCCCCAUGAGGGUCCGGUGGAUCACCCUCCUCGCCCUGAUCGGAUGGCAGCGUGGACUCGCAACAUGCGACGAGACGCCUUACGAGGAAUACGUGUCUCACCGCCAGCUCUUACGGGCCAAGCUCUUCGAUCCGUCAAAGUACGACGUAAAUCGGCGUCCAGACAACGGCACUUCGAGCGCUACCAACGUGUCUCUACAUCUCUUUUGGGAGUACACCACGUUCAUGAAUCUCGAAGAUGGUUGGCUCUCGCUCUCCAUGGUCACGUGCAACAACUGGUACGACACAGCUCUCGAAUGGGAUCCGGACGACUACGGUGGUCUCGAGAGCAUUUCCACAUUUCCGAGCGAGAUCUGGUAUCCGGAUAUUGAAAUCGUGAACACAAGCUUCGACGACUACACAACGGAGACGAUCACGGUCUACUUGCAUCACGACGGAGAAAUCUGGUUCUGUCAGCCGGUUACGGCCAAGAUACCCUGUUCGAUGGACCUCACGGACUACCCGUUCGACAGCCAGGUCUGCAGGAUACGCUUUGCGUUGUUAGCUUAUGGGGACGAAGAGGUCAGGCUGGGUGGCGAGGGGACCAUGAGCCACAGCGUGACAAACCAGAGUUCAGAGUGGCAGGUCACCUUCCUGGACACGUCUCACGGGACGCUCCUCAACAAGACGACCCUGGACAUGGCCAUAGGGAUGAAGAGACGUGGCACUCAUCAUCGUUACACAGCGACGCUGCCGUGGGUCGCGUCGGUCAUCAUGAUGCUACUGGGUUUCUGGAUGCCCGCCAACUCAAGCCGCAGGCUGACUUUGGCGUGCAUCAACCUGCUGCUUAUCAUGCUGAUGCUCCAGCGGAUCACAGUGCUACUGAAGACGUCUUCGGCAGUUCCUAAGUUAGCCUUCUUCCUCGGCAACGUGAUGAUGGUUCAAGUCGUUGCGGCGGUUGUGGCGGUUCUGGUACUCAACAUGGAGUCCUCCACGAUGCCGAGCGAGGUGCCCGAACCGGUGGUCCGGUUCCUCACCGGUUCGGCGGGGAGGUUCCUCUGCCUGGCUCAGGAAGGCUCCGGGGCGGACCAGAGUCCGGAGGAUUCCGAAAACCCCUUUCCCGCCAAAAGGAACGACCUGGAGAAGAAGUGCGACUGGAUGCUCGUGGCUCAAGCCUUGGACAGACUGUUCUUCGCGCUGUUCAGCAUUGUGACACUCUGCGUCAUGCCGUGGUGAAUGUACGGCAUCGGUGCAAAAUAAACG